AUGACCUCCCUGAGAAACUUGAUACCGAGACAUAGCCCACUAUCCCUUCUGGACUCCACCACCACCCUCCCCCAGGUUCACCAAAUCCACGCCCAACUCCUCGUUAAUGGCCAUCUCAACGACCCUCCCUUCUUCGCCAAGUUCGUCGCCACCUUGGCCCUCUCCCUCCCCCACUUCCUCCCCUACUCACACCACCUCCUCGCCCACUCUCCCCACCCCCCUUCCCUGUUCGCCCUCAACUCCCUCAUCCGGGCGCACUCCAAGGCCCCCACCCCCCACCGCGCCUUCCUCUUCUACCACCAAAUCCUCCACUCCUCCGCCCUCUCCCCAGAUCACUACACCUUCACCUUCCUCGUCCGCGCCUCCGCUCAGGCCGCCUGCGCCGCUGCCGGCACCGCUGUCCACGGCUCCGCCCUCAAGCGCGGCCUCGCCGCUGAUCCCCACGUCCAGAGCGGCCUCAUCCACAUGUACGCCGAAUUCGCCCUUCCCGACGCUGCUCGCCGCGUCUAUUCCGAGCUCCACUGUCCCGACGUCGUUGCCCAGACCGCCAUGGUCGGCGCCUUGGCAGGCUCCGGUGAGGUCGACCUCGCCCGCGAGCUGUUCGACGGGAUGCCCCAGCGGGACCACGUCGCUUGGAAUGCGAUGAUCGCCGGGUACUCGCAGGUGGGCCGAUCGAAGGAGGCGUUGGAGUUGUUUUCUUUGAUGCAGACGGAGGGCGUGAGGGUUGGUGAAGCAACAAUGGUGUCGGUGCUGACUGCAUGCGCCCAUUUGGGUGCAUUGGCUCAAGGGAAGUGGGUGCACGGUUACAUACAGAAGAACAAGAUUCGAAUCGCGGUGAUGCUUGGCACAGCAUUGAUAGACAUGUAUUCCAAGUGCGGCGACAUGAGAAGAGCCAUGGAGGUGUUUUGGAGUAUGGGGGAGAAGAAUGUUUACACUUGGAGCAGUGCAAUUUGUGGUUUGGCGAUGAAUGGCGCAGGCAAGGAAUGUCUGGAGCUCUUCGAGCUAAUGAAACAAGAGCAUGUGCAGCCCAAUGGGGUCACCUUCAUUUCGGUGCUUCGUGGAUGCAGUGUGGCUGGGUUGGUAGAUAAGGGCCGUGAGCAUUUUGAUUCGAUGAGGGAUGAACAUGGUAUCGAACCAUGGUACGAACACUAUGGGUGCAUUGUUGACUUGUAUGGUCGAGCUGGGCAGCUGGAUGAUGCGGUCAAUUUCAUCAAUGCCAUGCCCAUCGAGCCCCAUGUCGGAGCUUGGGGAGCUCUUCUCAAUGCUUGUAGGAUUCAUAAGAAUAUCGAAUUGGGUGAGUUUGCAACAAGGAAGAUCUUGGAGUUAGAAUCAAAGAAUGAUGGUGCUUAUGUGCUUUUGUCAAACAUCUAUGCCGACUCAAGGAAUUGGAAGGGGGUCAGUAGCAUUAGGGAGUCAAUGAAGGCCGAGGGGGUAAGCAAGGAGCCAGGUUGCAGUGUUAUAGAGGUUGGCGGCAAGGUCCAUGAGUUCUUUGUGGGGGAUAGAUCACAUCCAAGGUAUAAGGAGAUCGAGCUGAUGUUAGAGGAGAUGUCAAGGAGGUUGAGAUUGGCGGGAUAUGUGGCUAGGACUAAUGAGGUGUUGUUUGACAUUGAGGAAGAGGAGAAAGAAGAUGCUCUUUGUUGGCAUAGUGAGAAGUUGGCUAUUGCUUUUGGGUUGAUUGCACUGGGGGAAGGUGUGACCAUUAGGAUUGUGAAGAACUUGAGGGUAUGUUUGGAUUGCCAUGAUGCCACAAAGUUUAUAUCAAAGGUCUUUGAGAGGGAGAUUGUUGUGAGGGACAGGAAUAGGUUUCAUCACUUUAAAGAUGGGGCUUGUUCUUGUAUGGAUUAUUGGUGAUGAGUCUAACUGAUAUGUUAUAUUCUCAAGUUCUUUCAUUUCUUUU
Elaeis guineensis (African oil palm) is the source of this 1897-nucleotide messenger RNA. Its product is annotated as putative pentatricopeptide repeat-containing protein At5g40405. The record is from RefSeq and is a predicted model, not a curated record. Gene Ontology annotation, molecular function: zinc ion binding; RNA binding; protein binding. Lineage: Eukaryota; Viridiplantae; Streptophyta; Magnoliopsida; Arecales; Arecaceae. Gene Ontology annotation, biological process: RNA modification.